UCAUCGUAGGUAAGUUAUAUAUCCAAUCCGGAAGCCUCACUAUAAAUGAACGUACAUAAGCUUGGAAUACGGAAAUCAAACCAGCUCACAACUACUAGUCACAUGGAGAUCUUUUCCAUCUUCCCUUCAUGGCUUCUCACAACUAUACUUGUCCUCUUCUGCAUCUUUCUCUAUACUCUUAAAUCUAAUAGUUCGUCGAUGGUUGCCCUUAAGCUUCCACCAAACCCUCCAAAGCUUCCAAUAAUUGGGAACAUGCAUCAACUACUAGGCCAACCUCGUCAUCUAGCCUUUUGGAAACUUUCCCAAGAAUAUGGCCCAAUUAUGCUACUCAAUAUUGGUUCAAAAUCUUGCCUUAUAAUCUCUUCUUCUACCAUGGCCAAACAAGUCUUUAAAGAUCAAGAUCACAUUCUUUGUUCGCGUCCAAUAUCCAAGACCACCAAGCGACUAACAUACAACUAUGUAGACGCUGCCUUCUCGCCUCACAGCAAUCACUCUAAGAAGAUGCGCAAGGUUUUGGUAUCUGAAUUCAUGGGUCCUAAGAGAGCUAGAGUAUCUAACCAUGUGUUGUUAACAGAGGUGGAGAUCAUGCUUCGAUCUGUAUCAUUACAUCCAUCAAACAGUGCGAUAAAUUUAAAUGAGUUGUUUCUGGCAUUAGUCAAGGCAUUGAUUUGUAAGGUGGCGUUUGGUUCGAGCUACAGAGAACAACCACUGAAGGGUCCUUCAUUGGAAGUGAUGCUUGAUGAGGUCAUGGAAUUAAUGAAUCCAUUCUUAGGUGAUUUUUUCCCAUGGUUUGGUCCAAUAUUUGACCAAAUUAGUGGAAGGAAUCAUAAGCUAGAAAAACUUUUUAGCAAUCUUGAUGCCUACAUCCAGACGUAUAUUGAUGAACAUCACAAUCAUAUUGGACAAGUUUACGAUGAAGACAAGGAUUUUCUUCAUACAUUGCUUGAGUUAUCUUCAACGGAGAAUGCUUCGGGUGAUGAUCGGUUGACUAUAGGAGAAAUCAAAUCUCUUAUUGUGGACAUAUUUCUUGGAGGAAUUGAUACAACGUUUACGACAACAGUUUGGGCAAUGUCGGAGAUCAUUAGAAGUCCAAGAGUGAUGCAAAAGGUUCAAAGUGAAAUCCGAAAUUGCGCAGGGAGAAAACAAAAGAUAGAUGAAACGGAUGUCUCAAAAAUGACAUACUUGAAGAUGGUGGUGAAAGAGACACUAAGAUUGCAUCCUCCAGCCGCAUUGUUGCUCCCACACGAAAGCUUAAGCCAUUGUCAAGUUGGUGGUUAUGACGUGCUUCCUGAGACGAUGGUUAUAAUUAAUGGGUGGGCUAUAGGAAGAGAUCCGAGCACAUGGGGGAAGAAUGCGGCUGAGUUCUAUCCUGAAAGGUUUGAGAAUCUUGAUCAGGUGGAAUUCAGAGGGGGAAAUUAUGAUAUGGUUCCCUUCGGAGGGGGGAGAAGAACUUGUCCAGCGAUAAAGACAGCUCCAGCGACCAUAGAGUUCAUAAUAGCAAACUUGUUGUAUUGGUAUGAUUGGAAAAUCCCUGGCGGAGUGAAGAACGAAGAUUUGGACAUGGUAGAGGAGGGUUCCCUACUUAUCACUAAAAAAUUACCACUUUGCCUUAUCCCCACGAAGCAUAUCUGGGAAGGCUAGCUAGCAUCACUUCAUUCUAGAAAAUCUACAAGUCAUCUAUUUUCUUCAAGCUUUUAAAGAUCAACUAGACAUGUAAUAUUAAUAUGCAUGCCCACUGAUAUUGUAGUAUAGUACAUGCAUGCGGCUUUCUUGACCUAGAUAAAAAUAUCUAAGAAAAAAUAAAUAUUUUUAGACUUUUUGUUUCUAAUUAUGCUCCUGCUCCUAUAUAACAAUGAC
Messenger RNA from Lactuca saligna, 1857 nucleotides. The record is from the annotation of a GenBank genome assembly. Lineage: Eukaryota; Viridiplantae; Streptophyta; Magnoliopsida; Asterales; Asteraceae.